ACAAAGACUUGUUUGGACCCAUCCAUUCGUGAAGUGUCAAUCCUUUGGGAGAAGAAUGGCCACUAGAUAUUGGUGGUUGCUGUAGCUCUUAGCGUUAAGAGCUCUACUGGAAUUCUAUUUAUCAUGAACUUCUGACACAAGCAAGCUUUCUCGUGUGGAAGUUCUAUGCAAGAUGAUAGUUGAUGGUGUGGGAAUGUUUAUUCUUCAUAAGUAGAUUUGGCUAUUAAUUAAACAUAUAAGUACAAGUUCUUCAAACUGUUCUGGGGAUGUUUAUGAUUGGAUAUUGUAAAAACAAGGAUUAUCUUCUUAAGCUCUCUUGGGAAUUACAGGUUCUGGGUUGCUGUUGCUGCAUUUCCAGGGCUGUGUAAUGGUGUGAGUAAUCAAAUAUGAGGUGGGGACGAAGAGGGUGGUUGGAUGUUUUGGAGCUGGGUUUUCUUUAUAUAUGAGCGGAAACAUAAGCUUUUUGGAUUUGCAAUAGCUUCAUGAUAAGAUUAGGCCUCUUGGUUGCUGCUUCAAUUGCAGCCUUUGCAGCGAGGCAGCUCAAUGUCAAAAAGCCGAAUUCAUCAGCCUCGACCACUAGACCUUCAGAAAAUGGCGAAACAAACUCUAAACAUCAGAGUGAGAAGGAAGACGAAGAGCAACUUGCAUAUUCUAAUGAUAGCCUCAAAGAGAAGGAUGGAGAAGCAGAAGAAGAGGAGGAGGAGGAUGAAGAAGAGGUUAAAUUAAUCAGCAGUGUAUUUGACCGAGCUCGUGAUAUUCAACCUGGUGGUGAUAUUGAUGAUGAAGAUAUAUUACCAGAAUUUGAAGAUCUUUUAUCUGGGGAGAUUGACUACCCGAUACUUGUUAACAAGGAUAGUAAUGAGAAAGAUGUAUAUGAAACUGAAAUGGCAAAUAAUGCAAGUGAGCUGGAACGGCUGCGCAAUUUGGUAAAGGAAUUAGAGGAAAGAGAAGUGAAACUUGAAGGUGAAUUACUCGAGUACUAUGGAUUGAAGGAACAGGAAUCAGAUAUCACUGAAAUACAAAGGCAGCUCAAGAUAAAAACAGUGGAGAUUGGCAUGCUCAAUAUUACUAUCAACUCUCUGCAGGUUGAGAGGAAGAAGCUUCAAGAAGAAGUUGCUCAGGGAGCUACCACCAAGAAGGAGCUGGAGGCAGCAAGGAAUAAAAUUAAGGAGUUGCAGAGGCAGAUUCAGCUUGAUGCUAACCAGACAAAAGGCCAGUUACUGUUGCUCAAACAACAAGUUUCCGGUUUACAGGAAAAAGAGGAAGAGGCAGUCAAGAAAGAUUCUGAAAUUGAAAAGAAGCUGAAAGCUGUGAAAGACUUAGAGGUGGAAGUCAUGGAGCUUAAGAGAAAGAACAAGGAACUUCAAAUCGAAAAGAGAGAACUGUCUAUUAAAUUGAAUGCUGCUGAAUCAAGAGUAGUGGCGCUCUCUAAUAUGACAGAGACUGAAAUGGUUGCCAAUGUAAGAGGCGAGGUCAAUAAUCUAAAGCAUGCAAAUGAAGACCUGUUAAAGCAAGUGGAAGGUCUUCAGAUGAACAGGUUCAGUGAAGUUGAAGAGCUAGUGUACCUUCGUUGGCUAAACGCAUGCUUGAGGUAUGAGCUCCGGAACUAUCAGACACCUCAAGGAAAGAUAUCAGCUCGUGAUCUCAACAAGAAUCUGAGUCCAAAGUCACAGGAGAAGGCCAAACAACUGAUGUUGGAGUAUGCAGGAUCAGAGCGCGGGCAGGGGGAUACAGAUAUGGAAAGCAACUAUUCUCAACCAUCUUCGCCUGGAAGUGAGGAUUUUGAUAAUGCUUCUAUUGAUAGUUCCACCAGUCGAUACAGUAGUCUCAGUAAAAGACCUAGCUUAAUCCAAAAGCUUAAAAAAUGGGGGAAAAGCAAAGAUGAUUCAAGUUCUCUUUCAUCUCCAGCGAGAUCAUUAUCCGGAAGCUCUCCGGGCAGGGCAAGUAUGAGUGUUCGACCAAGGGGACCACUGGAAGCACUAAUGCUAAGGAAUGCAAGCGAUGGUGUAGCAAUCACUACAUUUGGGAAGAUGGACCAGGAACUUCCUGACUCUCCUCAAACACCCACUCUUCCAAACAUUAGAACACAAAUGCCUUCUAGCGACUCACCUAAUUCUGUUGCAUCAUCUUUCCAUGUGAUGUCUAAAUCUGUUGAAGGAGUUCUAGAUGAGAAAUAUCCUGCGUAUAAGGAUCGUCAUAAGUUGGCCUUAGAGAGGGAAAAGCAAAUUAAGGAAAGGGCUGAGCAGGCAAGAGCAGAGAAGUUUGGUGAUAAAUCAAAUGUAAGUUUCAGCUAUGAGCCUAGAACAAAAGCUGACAAGGAUAGAAUAGUUAGUUUGCCACCCAAACUUACCCUUAUAAAGGAGAAGGCAGUUAUUUCGGGUGAUUCAAGCAACCAAGCGGAUGGUGGUAAGGCUUUUGAUCCUCAAGAAAUAAGCAAGAUGAAACUUGCUCAAAUUGAGAAGAGACCUCCUAGGGUGCCUCGGCCACCUCCUAAAUCUGGAGGUGCCCCUGUUGGUACAACUCCCACUCCCUCGAGUGGGAUACCACUACCACCUCCUCCACCAGGUGGCCCACCGCCACCUCCUCCACCACCUGGUGGACCACCUCGUCCACCUCCUCCACCAGGAAGCUUGCCAAGGGGCGCAGGAGGUGGUGAUAAAGUGCACCGUGCUCCUGAGCUGGUUGAGUUCUAUCAGUCGCUGAUGAAACGUGAGGCAAAGAAGGAUACAUCAUCUUUAAUAUCUACAUCAUCGAAUGUAUCUAGUGCAAGGAGCAACAUGAUUGGGGAGAUUGAGAACAAAUCAUCUUUCCUUUUAGCUGUGAAAGCUGAUGUUGAAGCUCAAGGUGACUUUGUCAUGUCAUUGGCAACUGAAGUUCGUGCAGCUUCCUUCACAAACAUUGACGAUUUGGUAGCCUUUGUGAACUGGCUAGAUGAAGAGCUCUCCUUCUUGGUUGAUGAAAGGGCCGUCCUCAAGCACUUUGAUUGGCCUGAAGGGAAAGUGGAUGCUUUAAGAGAAGCCGCUUUUGAAUACCAAGACUUGAUGAAGUUGGAGCAGAAAGUCUCCACUUUUGUUGAUGAUCCCAAACUCUCAUGUGAAGCUGCUCUAAAGAAGAUGUAUUCAUUGCUCGAAAAGGUCGAACAGAGUGUAUAUGCUCUGUUGCGUACAAGGGACAUGGCUAUUUCACGAUGCAAGGAGUUUGGAAUUCCAGUUGAUUGGUUAUUAGAUUCUGGAGUUGUUGGCAAGAUCAAGCUCUCAUCUGUACAGUUGGCAAGAAAGUAUAUGAAACGCGUAGCUUCAGAACUUGAUGCAAUGAGUGGACCUGAGAAGGAACCAAACAGAGAAUUUAUACUUCUGCAAGGCGUGCGUUUUGCCUUCCGUGUUCAUCAGUUUGCUGGAGGCUUUGAUGCAGAGAGCAUGAAGGCAUUCGAAGAGCUUAGGGGCCGUGUCAGUGGACAAAGAGAAGAAGAAAAUGGGCCAGAAACGUAAUUUGAGUCUUACAUUUUUUCCUCCACCUUCGGCUCUUGGUUUUUCUGUUGUAUAUUUCCAUCUUUACUGACUCAUGCUGCAGAGUCGUUCAUAUUGAACAUGUAAUACAAUUACAAGUCCAUUGAGGCCAAAAGUAAAUUAUGCAAAGUUACUCA
Molecule: messenger RNA, 3643 nt
Organism: Rosa rugosa (rugosa rose)
Lineage: Eukaryota; Viridiplantae; Streptophyta; Magnoliopsida; Rosales; Rosaceae
Product: protein CHUP1, chloroplastic
Exons: 9
Coding region: 483-3488 (1001 amino acids)
Biological process (GO): chloroplast organization
Cellular component (GO): chloroplast outer membrane
Source: RefSeq, a predicted model, not a curated record